AUGAUUCGAACUUUUUUAUCACGACGAAUUUGCUUCGGUUUAAUUUUGUUACUCGCCUUUGGGUCAGUAUUCCUAUAUGUCCAUAUCUGCCGCUCACAAGAUAUCCCAAUUUUUCUACAUAUGCUUCCUCAUAAUGUGACAGGUUCAGAAAAUCUUGUUGUGUCACAACGACAAGAAUGUCCUAAGAAAAGCCCUCAGGCUGUUGGGCGUUUAAAAAUCGAGACUAAAGUACCUACUUGGAUUUCUUUAAUCGAGAAAUAUACAUCAUCAUCCCUUCAGAGUAAAGUCAUUCUUUCGAAAGAUGGCAACUACUCAUCUCCCCAUAUGAAUUGUGUGGGGAUUCACAAUGGGUCUCUUAAUUCCCCCAAUAAUACUGAUUUAUCAAAAAAAUGCAUCGGAUUGUGGCGUCCAGUUAUAUGCGAUCCAACUGAAAAACUGGCUGUUAUUGUUCCGUACCGAAAUCGAGAUAUUCAUUUGCGUAUAUUUUUAGAACAUAUGCAUGCCUUUCUACGAAACCAGCUGCUUAUGUAUACCAUUUUCGUUAUAAAUCAAGCUGGUACAACUCAUUUUAAUCGCGCUCUUCUUCUGAAUGUUGGAUUUAUCGAGUCGAAGCGGGUUGCAAAUUUCGACUGCUUCAUAUUUCAUGAUGUGGAUUUAUUACCUGAAGAUGAUCGAAAUUCAUAUCGUUGUGCCAAUCAACCGAAACACCUAUCUGUUGCUGUGGACAAGUUUAACUACCGUCUUCCUUAUCUUACGAUUUUCGGCGGAGUUGUGGCAUUCACCAAGGAACAGUUUAUAAAGGUUGGUGGAUUUUCAAAUGUGUAUUUCGGAUGGGGUGGAGAAGAUGAUGAUUUAUACGCUAGAGUAGUUCAUCAUAAUUACAGCAUUAUACGUUAUCCUGAAGAAAUUGCACGUUAUAAAAUGAUAAGUCAUAAGAAGGAUCCGAAUAAUCCGGACAAUCCUGAACGUAACAAACUUUUGAAGAAUGCACCAAGUCGCUUUAAAACAGAUGUCCAUAAACAGGUGAUAAGAUUCAGCUCAUUCCGACUAUGUGUGUUGUCAUAA
Schistosoma turkestanicum is the source of this 1065-nucleotide messenger RNA. NCBI's taxonomy places the organism in Eukaryota, Metazoa, Platyhelminthes, Trematoda, Strigeidida, Schistosomatidae. The record is from the annotation of a GenBank genome assembly.